AUGGCCGAAAUAAAGACUGGCAUAUUCGCCAAAAACGUGCAGAAGCGGCUUAAUCGAGCACAAGAAAAGGUACUGCAGAAGCUGGGGAAGGCUGACGAGACAAAAGAUGAGCAGUUUGAACAGUGUGUUCAAAACUUCAAGAGACAGGAGUCUGAGGGCUCCAGACUACAGAGGGAAAUGAGGGCGUAUGUUGCUGCUGUGAAAGGAAUGCAACAGGCUUCCAUGAAUCUGACGGAGUCACUACAUGAAGUUUACGAACCUGACUGGCACGGGAAAGAUGACGUAAUGACCAUCGGGAAGAGCUGUGACACUCUUUGGGAGGACUUUCAUCAAAAACUGGUGGACUCUACGCUUAACACAUUGGAAGCAUAUUUGUCACAGUUCCCUGACCUUAAGGUACGUGUAGCAAAGAGAAGCAGGAAGCUGAUUGACUAUGACAGCGCGCGGCAUCAUUUAGAGACCUUGCAGGCGUCCACUAUGAAGAACGAGAGAAAGAUCGCAAAGGCUGAGGAGGACUUGAAAAAAGCCCAAAGGGUAUUUGACGAUCUCAAUGUGGGCCUGCAGGACGAGUUACCCACCCUUUGGGACAGUCGAGUUGGGUUCUAUGUGAGCACCUUCAAGAACGUCAGCAGCCUGGAGGCCAAGUUCCACAGGGAAAUCUCCUUUCUCUGCCAUAAACUGUAUGAGGUGAUGAACAAGCUAGCAGAGCAGCAUUCAGACAAAAUGUUCACCAUCCAGGGUGCACCCAGCGAUUCGGGUCCUCUCCGCCUUGCGCGCACCCCCACGCCCCCUGAUGAUGAGAGCCCAGCUGGCAGCCCAGAAGCCAGCCCCAAUCACAUGCUGAGGCCUACCUCUCCUGGUCCACCCCGACCCAAAUCCCCGACACAGCUAAAGAAGGGACCCCCAGUACCACCUCCACCUAAAGUCACCCCCACCAAGGAGCUACACCAAGAACAGAUCAUCGACCUGUUUGAUGGAGGCUUUCCUGAGAUCAGUGUUACUUCGCCGCAGCCGAAUGAGAGGCCUGGAGAGUCUCUCUUGGACUUGGACUUUGAUCCCUUUAAGCCUGAUGCUAACACACCCAUUGGACAGACUCAGUCUCCAAUUUCUCAGACACUACCCUGGGAUCUGUGGACGGCAAACUCUGAGCCUGCACAGCCUGUCCCAGAUGCUGGUUUCACAGCCAAUUGGGCUGAUUUUGGCAGCGCUGCCGCUGCUGGUGACUCUGAGGCUGCACCUGCGGAGGCCGCAGCAGAGGGACAGAGCUGGCCCCCAGCGGAAGGAUGGGGCGCAGAGGCAACGCAGCCCCAGGGAGAGACAGCCGGAGAUGAGACGGAUGCCACAGCUCCAGCAUUUGUUGCAGAUUUUGAUAAGAUGACAGAGGCCCCUGAGGGCCCGGCUGCUGAGACAGAGGCCGCCCCAGCCCCAGCCUCAGUGUCUGAGGGGGAUGAGGCCAAGGUCACUACUCCCCCAGCAGCUACUGAAGGCAAGGUCACCACUCCCCCAGCAGCUACUGAAGACAAGGUCACCACUCCACCUGCUGCUACUGAAGGCAAGGUCACCACUCCACCUGCUGCUACUGAAGGCAAGGUCACCACUCCACCUGCUGCUACUGAACCAACUGACACCACUGCAGGCACUCCACCUGCAGAGACAAUCACUAGCCCUGUGGAAUCUCCAGUGUCUGCAGAGACUGUGCCAACUGAGGAAACUGAGAUACCCCCAGGUGGUGAGACUGAGAAAGAACAACCCAGCCAAGAGGCUCCGGAAUCUCCUCCAGCUCAAGAGACAGAAAAGGCGUCGCCAUCAGCAGAGACUGUGGCUUCAGCUGACGACAAGGGUUCGCCCACUGAUGAGACUCCGACUGUAGUGGCCAAACCAGAAGAUGAGGCCAGUACAGUAGAAGUCAAACCAGAGGAUGAAACGAGUGCAGUUGAAACCAAACCAAUGGAUGAAACCAGUACAGUUGAAACCAAACCAGUGGAUGAAACCACUGCAGUUGCAGCCAAACCAGGGGAUGAAACCAGUAAGGAUGAUGGUGCAAACAGUGGGCCAGAGGAGGAGAAGAUGCCUAUUCCCUCUGUUGUGAUUGAACCUGCCUCCAGUAAUGAGGGUGAUGAUGACCGUGAUGGUGACAUCACUUCCCCAACAGCAGCCAGUGACAAUGGAGUGACACCAGAGACAGCCAAAGACAUCACUUCCUCUGAUAUGACUGGCACCCCUGGAAUGCCACCUGGCUUUCUCUAUAAGGUUGAAGCAAUGCACGAUUUUGCAGCUGAAAACUCAGAUGAGCUCGAGCUUAAGAAAGGCGAUAUUGCGCUAGUAGUUCCCACAGAGCUGGCAGAGGAUCAGGAUGCUGGAUGGCUCACUGGCAUUAGGGAGAGUGACUGGUUACAGCAAGGGAGCUCUGCUCGCAAAGGACUGUUUCCUGAAAACUUCACACAACGUGUGGGGUAA
This is a messenger RNA of Chanos chanos (milkfish), 2457 nucleotides long. RefSeq names its product amphiphysin (gene amph). Gene Ontology annotation, cellular component: plasma membrane; cytoplasm; synaptic vesicle. Gene Ontology annotation, molecular function: phospholipid binding; protein binding. The transcript has 26 exons. Gene Ontology annotation, biological process: synaptic vesicle endocytosis. Lineage: Eukaryota; Metazoa; Chordata; Actinopteri; Gonorynchiformes; Chanidae. The record is from RefSeq and is a predicted model, not a curated record. The coding region runs from base 1 to 2457 and encodes 818 amino acids.